GUACCUCCAAGUAAAUUUUUUUCUGACAUCACGUUUCCGGAAAAGAGCCUGUAGGGCUGUCCUGUCUCCCGAGCCCCAUUCCUUCUUCCUCCUCUCCUCGUCCCUCGUCUUCUUCUUCUGGGAUCCAUGGACGCCACCGGGUCUCAUGCUCCACUUCGCCGCCGCGGCCUUCGUUCUUGACGUCGUCCGAUGCCUCCUUUCCUUCCAAACGGCCUCAAUAGAUCCAUCUACUCCAUCUCUUCACCUGUUCUUCUUCAGUCCGUUGAGUUCUUUAGUUCUUCGAACUGGAGGUGGAGACGAAGAAGAGGAUGGAGGUGCCUGAAAUUGCCCAAUUCGCCCGUAACUUCUCGGUCAUGGUCAGGAUUCAGGGCCCCGACCCUAAGCGCCUAAAGAUACAGAGGCAUGCUUUCCACCUUCAUCAGUCGGGAAAGACCACCCUCUCCGCCUCUGGGCUUCUGCUGCCGAUGGGUUCACUAAAUGACACACCUCCGGUUUUCGAUCACAUCUGCAGCAUCCAUGGUUACUCUGGUGCUCUUGUUGUUACGGUCGCAUCUGUUGUGGAGCCUUUCCUGGCUGCUCAAUAUAGAAAUAACCCCUCCCAGGAAUUUUUCCCCCAAUUGAUUCCCGGUGCUUGCAUCGAUGUUCUUGUAGAGGAGGGUGAGAAGACAGGGACUAAUGGGCUUGGUGAACAUGUGACUACUCCUAGUUGGCUUCCAUCUCAUGUGCUGGCUUUGGUUGAUGUUUCUGCAUCUUCUACUGCUCUUGUAUCCUUGAUUGGUGCUCAUAAUGGUCCAUCCGAGCAUUCUUCAUGGGAAUUGGGCUGGUCCUUGGCAACCUUGAAAAAUGAGAAGUUAGAUGCUUUCCAAAAACAGGUUGGGAAUGAUAUCAGGUCUUUGGUUCAGAUUCAUGGGAACCAGUCAUCUGAUGAAUCAAGUAAUCUCUUGAAAAUGGCCAAGUCUGCCACAAGAAUAGCUAUUCUUAGAGUUCCUGCUUUGGAUCUGGAGAAACUGAUACAUAUAAAUAUAUCACCACCUCAAGAGAGAGGAAAUCUUCUUUUAGUGAUGGGUUCACCUUUUGGGGUCUUGUCACCGUUGCAUUUUUUUAACAGCAUAUCCUAUGGAGCUGUAGCAAAUUGUUGCCCUUCACAUUCUCAUCGCAGCUCGUUACUGAUGGCUGAUGUUCAUUGUCUUCCUGGAAUGGAAGGUGGGCCUGUUUUUGACAAGCAUGCUUGUCUCACCGGUAUCUUAACAACUCCACUAAGACAAAAAGAUGGUAGAGCAGAGAUACAGCUGGUGAUCACAUGGGAUGCAAUAGCAACUGCAUGGGUUAAUCAGGUGCGGAAGGAACCUAAGAGAGCCCAGAAAGAACAAUCUGACAGACAAAUUGAUAGUUCUCCAUUCAAAAAGGCUCUCUCUUCAAUUGUUCUUGUUACAGUAGGCAGUGGAGCUUGGGCUUCAGGGAUUGUACUCAACAAACAUGGCCUUAUUCUCACAAAUGCACACAUUGUGGAACCAUGGAGAUUUGGAAGAACAUCUUUACUGGGGCUAACAGACAACAAUACCAUAUCAUCUGUUCAACAUGGUAUGCCUCUUUCUUGGCGAGAAGGAAAUGUUGGUGAACAGGAAAGCCAAAUCUUUUUUCCAUCACGGCUGGGAGGUUCCAGUUCUCUUGGGGUUAGUGGGCAUGGUGCAUCACUGUUGAAUUUUAGUCACAACAGAUAUGGAAACAUAUCAGUUCGCUUGGAUCAUAUGGACUGUCCAAUAUGGUGUAGUGCUAGAGUGGUUUAUGUUUCAAAGGGGCCACUCGACAUUGCACUGCUUCAGCUUGAAUCUGUUCCAAAUCAACUCCAUGAAAUCAAUCCCGAAUUCAGAUGCCCACCUUCAGGUCUAUCUGUCCAUGUUAUUGGACAUGGUCUGCUUGGGCCUCAAUCUGAUGUCUGCCCAUCUGUUUCCUCCGGAGUCAUAGCAAAUGUCAUCAAGAUACCAGGAUCCUUGCACCUCCAUGGGUCUAGUAAAAUGGAGGCUGAGACAAAAAAUAUACCAGUCAUGCUCCAAACAACAGCUGCUGUUCAUCCAGGAGCAAGUGGUGGUGCGGUAGUCAAUUCAGAUGGUCAUAUGAUUGGUCUUGUCACAAGCAAUGCAAGGCAUGGUGGAGGGAACAUCAUACCGCGUUUGAACUUCAGCAUACCUUGUGCAGCUUUGGAACCUAUCUUCAAGUUCUCAGAGAAACAGGAUCUCUUAUUAUUACAAGUUCUAGACAAACCAAACGAAGUCCUUUCAUCCAUCUGGGCAUUGGUUCCCGUACAAUCUCCAAAGUCAGAUUCGCCAUUAGAGAAGAGCAACAGAGAAGGAAAAGGAUCUCGUUUUUCCAAAUUUCUUGCUGAGAAGCAUGCAGAGUUUGCCCCUCGAAGGGAUGUAGAAGCGCUUAAUAAAGGGAAGCUCCAUAGCAAGAUAUGAUUAAGAAAAACAGUGUUGGGGUUUGGUGAAAGAGGUGAUAUGUUUGUAAUCUAAGCCAAGGAAUAAAUGUUGUUUCAAUAAUAAUGAUUAACUAUACCCUGAUGUCAUCCAGCCUGGAGUUAUGGAUUGGUUUUUAAAUA
Molecule: messenger RNA, 2596 nt
Organism: Elaeis guineensis (African oil palm)
Lineage: Eukaryota; Viridiplantae; Streptophyta; Magnoliopsida; Arecales; Arecaceae
Source: RefSeq, a predicted model, not a curated record